UUUGCUAUGGUCACAUUAUUCGUAUUUCAAUAAGAUUUUAUUUGGAAUUUUGAGUUUUUUAAUUUUUUUUCUUCAUUUUUGCGUGCCAGUUUAAGAAAAUGUUUACGCUGUGGAGAAAAUUGGAUUUGACCAAAACUAUUCCACCGUUGGCCAAUUGUUCACCAAAUAGUUUGAGAAAUUUUAACCAGAUUAAAGUGGUUACCAAUAAUGAUUCAGUCGCGGUGACAAAAGAGCCGGCAGAUGCUCUUGAAACAACAUUCAAGUCGGCAACACAUCCAAUGCAAGUAUUGUCUACGCUACCAUCGAGCCCAUCCGAAUUUCGUACAAUGUCAGGCGAAACCGUUUUUCGUGCACUACAAACAAUUGCCGUGCUGCAGCGAACGAACAAAGACACAGUAAAAUGUGAUUUCAUUACGUCACAUCCAAGAUUUGAGCAACUAUGCCGACGCCUAAAACGUUGUAGUACAAUGUUUACACCCGACGAAUUAGUUAAAUCCUUUCGAUAUCUGUGCUCAUUGGACGUGCCAACCAACAGUGAAAUUUCAUUGAUUCUCUUGAAUUUGAUACGGCAUGAAAUCAAUCACAUAUCGGUCGAUAUGAUUAUUUAUUUGGAUUAUAUAUUAAGUCAAACGGAAUGCCGUUCCGAAUUACAAAGAGCAAUACAAACAGCACUGCCCAUCGUGUUGGACCUACAAAUACCCCAACAAAUCGACAAACACAGUACUGUAAAGGAAUUGGUCAGCAUUUUAAAUUAUUUAGCCAGCCACAAGCAAAUGAACCAAAACUAUCAUAAAAUGACCGAUAUUUGUAAAUUACUUGUUGAUAAAAGUGAAGAGAUCACACCAGACGAUGCCAUCAAUAUAAUUUAUCAUUUGUGUGCAAUUGACCAGUUUCAUUUGACGAAUUGCAUUAAAUUGAUGGCAACCAGCAUACGACGCAUUAUGGAUCAGAUCACAGACAUUGACAUAAAUAAUCUACAAAAAUUGCUGAAUCGCAUGGUGGCUGCAACAGCCAAUCACUUUUCACCGUUUCAAUUUCAUAUGCAUAGUCUAUUAAAAAUGCUCACCGAACGCAUUUCACAAGAAGACCUGGGCUUGCCGGCAGCUUUGGCUCUACAGAGAACCAUUAAAAAUAUUAGUUUCCAAAGUGUCCCAUUAUUGAAAUAUAUUGGUGAUAAAUUGACAUCAAAUGUGGCUAGUUGUCGAACAAUGAAUUCAUUUGAUGUAUUUACAAUCGUUCAGGCCUUUUCCAACAAUUGUUACAUCCCCAAAGAACCUGAUAGCAAUGGCAAUGUUUGGUCCGAUCAAAUAUUGCCGGAGAUUUUGGCAAAUAAACAUUUAGCUCAGAUUGAGGCCAACAAUGCUACUUGGAUGCAAUUCACACUGCAACUGAUGAUACUUGGCCAUUUCAACAAAGAAUUGAUUUCACGUGUUCUAAGUGAAUCGUAUUUGCAAGCGUACCUAAAUCGAAAGGAUCUCUCCACGUUGGACUUGAACAAAAUUCUAAUUUUGUAUCAAACAGUAUCGAUGCAAAAAGACAUCGAGCUAACUGGUGUUGAUACGAAAACAAUAUCCAGCAUUUGCAAAACAUACGUCGACAAAAUACCACCGUGUAAAAUACAAUCGGAUCUAAUCGAUCAUUUUGGAGAUGAAAUUGUCUUGACAAAUGUUCGAACAAAGCAUAUGCAUAUAAUCAAUACAUUAUUGAAAGUAAACAGAGAAACCGGACAAGUGGGACACUUUGCCAACGAAAUUAGGCGUGAUAUAGACGGGUUUAUAGCAUUGGAAGACGUGCCAUGCAAUGACAACGAAAUGAUAUUUUGCAUCGAUUCACUGAAACGUCAUCAUCUAUUUUCAAAUAUGACGGCGAGAAAAUUUUUAAUUGGCAUUCAAAACAUCAAUGAAGAAUCGAAGUUGGGCGCGUUUCGAUUACGAUCAAAACAACUCGAAGAGUUGGGCAUUGAAGUAUGCGAAAUCAACUAUCGUCGAUAUGAAGCACUGAGAAUGUCACAUAAAGCCGCUUAUAUUGUAGAAAACAUUAAAAACCAUGCGAUAAAACGAAACCACAACAUGGAGUAAAGAUUGAAUUAAUUUAAGUGAAAAAAGAUUUGAUUGAGAUAAACAUAUGGAAAUAAAAAUUAUGAAUAUAUAUUUGUUGACUGAA
Messenger RNA from Contarinia nasturtii (swede midge), 2163 nucleotides. RefSeq lists its product as uncharacterized. The record is from RefSeq and is a predicted model, not a curated record. The transcript is spliced from 4 exons. Lineage: Eukaryota; Metazoa; Arthropoda; Insecta; Diptera; Cecidomyiidae. The coding region runs from base 99 to 2078 and encodes 659 amino acids.